AUGCGCUUCUGUUCAAUGGUCUGCGCCGUAUCGCUCAGCGCGAGCAUACAAUUCCUAAUCUCGGUCUUCGUCACAAUUCUCGUCUCAAUCAUUUGGAACCGCCGUCAUCACCCUAGAAUCCCUCACCCAGAGAUCGCCAGCCUUCCCACACCGGUUCCUGCAUCAUGUCUCGAAACAUCUUCAAAUCCAAGCCAACCGGAGCAGCCAAACCAGGAGGAGGCGGAGGAAACGGAGAAUGAAGAGGUCUACCCCAUCGUGCGGCUUCCAUACAGCGAGGACACCAUCGUCGCCCUUCUCAGCGAUAUCUACCGCAUCUACGUGCAACUCGGCUACAUGAACAACCGCGCUGACGGUAUGGAAGAAUUGGCCUGGCCCCCACCUGAAGGCCACUCUAUCAACGAAGCUAUCUGUGAAGAGCUCAAUCUCAGUCCUAAGGUAAUCUCCUUGAUGCGACGACUUCCUUACCCCGUCUCCAUCGGCAUCGCGGCCAAUAUCCCCUUUAUGCCGCGAUCCACUGCAUUCGUGUACAUCGACGACCGUCAAAUCCGAGACGGUCGCGAUCCGGGUCGUUGGACAUUCGACAGGCCGCGGAAAGACUUUCUCCUCCCGCACGAAAUCGCUCUCGCCUGCUCGGAUGAUGAAGGGAUCCACCUCGUUCUUGAUACGGAGGAAAAUACAAUCAGGGAGUCGGAUUGGCAAGAUCUUGAAGACGAGGACGGCAAUGCCGACUUUCGGGGGCUUCCUGCCCAGCAUGCGCCAACGUUCUUGACCGAGUACAUACACAAGCUAAGAUCCCUGGAAGAAAUCCCAGUGGGUGAGUACAAUGGUCGCUACUUCUAUCAUGUGGAAUAUGACAAAGCGUGCCCGAUGGUCAAGAAAGUCCUGCAGGAGCAGUUCGGCUGGCCGUAUGAUUUUCGAGAGACGGAGUGGAAAGCCGUCGCCAAAGAUACUCUGAAGAGGUUGGGCCAGUUGAACCCAUAGCCUAUGGCUAAUACAAAGUCAAGACCAAUUGUAAUGAAAGCAGGCCGUCAUAAAGAGCCCCAUGGGGGAACCAGAUUGUUGCCGUAUGGAAGUUGAAUGGUGGAUGGGAGCUCGAGUAUUGACUCAGUGUCAGGUUGUGUCCGAGAUGAUGCUUGGUCCUGGAAUGAAUAGCCCAGAAUAACCCUUCAGCUGCUUCUCAUCCUCUUCAUCCUCCUUCUCCUUCUUUUUGCCCCUCCCUUCUUAUAUGAUGCCUUUCUAUUGACAAUAAUCCGCACUCCGUAUAGCUAUUGUGUGAAUCAAACAAAUGGAAUUGUUCUUUUC
This is a messenger RNA of Aspergillus uvarum CBS 121591, 1302 nucleotides long. RefSeq lists its product as uncharacterized. The record is from RefSeq and is a predicted model, not a curated record. The coding region runs from base 1 to 981 and encodes 326 amino acids. Lineage: Eukaryota; Fungi; Ascomycota; Eurotiomycetes; Eurotiales; Aspergillaceae. The transcript has 3 exons.